GUUAUGAUUUUUUCUAACGUUUUAGGUAAUACGUCGCGGCAAAAAUAUCCUACCUACAGUCGCUCGUCUAUGUCUGAUUGCGACGUUCUUCGAAGAUGGUUUACGCAUGUACUUCCAAUGGAACGAACAACGUGAAUAUAUGGAUAUGAGCUGGGGCUGUGGCAAAUUUUUGGCUACAGUUUUUGUGUUAGUGAAUUUGUUUGGACAACUUGGUGGCUGUGUUAUGGUUAUUGCUAGGUAUAAAGUCGAGAUUGCUGUGGGUUUGCUCUUUUUCAUCGUAGUGCUACAGACAAUAGCUUACUCUAUACUUUGGGAUAUACAAUUCUUGUUUCGCAAUCUUGCGCUGAUCGGCGCAUUACUGCUCGUAUUAGCCGAAUCACGAGUC
Molecule: messenger RNA, 385 nt
Organism: Rhagoletis zephyria (snowberry fruit fly)
Lineage: Eukaryota; Metazoa; Arthropoda; Insecta; Diptera; Tephritidae
Product: surfeit locus protein 4 homolog
Cellular component (GO): membrane
Source: RefSeq, a predicted model, not a curated record